CACACACACACGGUCGCAGUCUCACACACACACAGUCGCUGCCACACACGCGAGGAGCACGGAGUGUACGUGGAGAGCAGCUGAGAGCAGUGCGUGCGUGUGUGUGUUUGCGUGCACCGUCCAGAGUGUCAGCGUGCAGUGGUGUGAGAGCCAUGGUGGUGUGAAGCGGGUCAGCGUGGGGCGGCCUCCGUGAAGCAAGCCAGUGCAUUCACGUCAAAUUCACGCCAGACUCUAUGGUAAGAUGUGGCGCGGCGGGCAAGGCGGCGUGGGCUUAGCGCCGUGCAGUGCCACUGAGGGCGAGCUGGGUGCCGCGGGAACUGGCACCACCACCACCACCACUAUAGACAAGAGCCACUACGACUCACAGAACGACUCUGGCUUUCUGUCCGGGUCUAACCUGACGUCGUGCUCGUCGUGCAGUGUGGGCGACGACACCGACACCAUGAGGUUCUCAGAGCCUCUGCCGCCCCCGGGGGACACCAAGGGCGACACCCACGCCCACUCCUCCAGAGUGGACUCCGGCAUAGACAUCUCAGAACAACUCAGUUCCCUCCACCUCGCCUCCUCCUCCACCUCCACCACCACCACCUCCACGUCUGAGCUGGAGGGGGAGGAUGCACCCCAGAGGAGAACAGUGACGCCGCCACCGCGGAGGUCGCGCCUCGGCCUCAGCGAGGAGCAGAUGGCGCUGCUGCAGGAGAUUUUCAAGAGAGACGAGGAUGGAGACACUCAGCUCCACGUGGCGGUGAUGCGGGGAUUCAUUGAAGUAGUGUAUCACAUCACCAGGCUUCUCCCGCACCAAGCACUACUGGAUCUCGCCAACCACCAGGGCAAGACCGCCCUCCACCUGGCCGUGGCCGCGGGAGACACGGGGGCGGCGCGUCACCUGCUCAUCUGCGGCGCCUCCCCCGUGGAGCGCGACAGACGCGGCAACACGCCCCUGCACGUGGCGGCGGCGGCAGGGCAGGCGGCGAUGGUGGCGCACCUAACGAGGCCUGUCACAGAGGGGGAAGUGAUGUCAGCAAGACUCGCCUACGCGCCCGCACACACCGCCGGCCUGCUCGCUGCUGACCUCACCAACUAUGACGGUCAGACAUGCAUACAUUUAGCGGCGCAAGGAGGACAUCGGGACAUCUUGCAACACCUCACGUGGUAUGGCGCGGACAUCAAUGCACGGGAGGGCAAGAGCGGAAGGACAGCCCUGCACUACGCGGUGGAGGCGAGAGACCCUGAGCUGGUGGUCUUCCUGGCGGAGUCCUGCAGGGUCUCGCUCACCCUAGAAACUUACGCAGGACUCACCCCAUACCAGCUGGCACUGGCUAAUGGCGCCACGGGGUUGGCAACACUGCUGCUGGAGUUGGGGGCGCCGGGGGAGGCGCUGCCCCACUACCUGCUAGCGGAAGACGACGCUGAUUAUGACGAGGGUCCCUGCCCAGAGAACAACGGUUGGGGAAUAAUGGAUGACUUACGUAUAGGGGGCAUUCCAGUGCCUCUCACCAUGGCACUGCCAGUCACGGAUGCCAGCGGCCCUCUCAACGCCGACCACUACUUCUAAGGGGUCGUGAGUGGUCGUGAAUGAGUGGUCUAGGGGAGAAAAGGUUGAUUAGUGGACAUGAACGACUUUCACGACUUUGAAGAGUACAAGGUCGUCAGUGGUCGUGAGGAAGGUGACAGGCUGAAGACGUGAAGUGAAGGUGAUGGAGGGCAGAAAGUGAAGACAAGUGGACAAGAAGAAAUAGAUGAAAAAGAAAGGAUAAGGUUGAGUUGGGAAAAGUUAAAGAAAGGAAGGAAGAAAGGAAGAAGAAGUCUGAAUAUUUACCUGUGACAUCACACAGACAUCAAUUAAAAGGAGAAACAAAUAAAAACAUGCGUAAAAAGUGUUCCUUAAAAUUCUGAGAAAUGAGACAAACAAACACUGAAGUGGGGAAGUGAAACAGCAGUGAACGAUGACACUUACUUACAAGACACUUCACCACAGCGAGUGACCCUUUUAAGUGACUAAGGUCCGUGUGUCCGUGUGUCCGUGUUUGUGACCACCCCGUGUUAAAAGUGUGUCGCUGGCUCGUUUUACUGUUAUUUUUUUUUGGAAGAGGGAAAACAAAACUGGAUGAAUGAGGAGGAAGAUGAAGAGGAGAAAUAAAAGGAGGAGGGAGUACUAGACGAAGAGGAAGAGAAGUAAGAAAAGGAUGUAGGAGAAAAAAUGGAGGAGGAGGAGGAGGAGAAGGUAGAAGAAUUAAUGAACGAGGAGGGAAAUGAAGGAAUGCACGAGGAAGAGAGGAAGAAGUUAGAGUGAAAAAAAAAAGGAAGAAGAAUAAGAGUCAAAGAAAGGCACAAAAAAAGACACAAUUGUGAUAAUAAAAUAGUGACCCUUUGAACCUGCCUCUCAUUUUCGAUUGAGUGUUGUGAUCAAUAAUGCUUGUCGUGGAAAUCAUGAACCAAUUCUAGACAAGGGAUGGAAUUCUAGAAACAUUUUUAUGCAGAAAUUUAUACAUUAUUAUUAUUAUUAUUAUUUGUGAUCUCAAGCAUAGCUAUAAAGAAAUAAAGAAAAUGGAGAUAUACAAAAGGAAAGAUGAAAGAAAGAAAAAGAAGGAAAAGAUUUUAGGGGAUAUAAUUAAGUGAGAAAAUUUAAGGAAAAGUCAAAUAAUAGAUAAUAAUAAUAAUAAUGAUAAUAAUGAUAAUAAUAAUGAUAAUAAUAAUAAUAAUAAUAAUAAUAAUAAUGGAAAGCAUAACACAAAAGUAACAAAUAAUAAUGAAGAAAGUGACAAUAUUUAUGAAAGGGAAAAAAUCUGAAAAAAGAAAAAGAUGAAGGAAAAAGUAACAGAUAUUUAUUUGAUAUGAGUUGUCCCAAAAACUGAAAACAAGAAAAGAAAUGGAAAAGAAAAGGAAAAGACUGAAAAUUAAUAAUAUAACACACAAGUAACCUUCAGAAAUACAUCAAGAUUCUCAGAAAAGACGAGGAUAAUGUUGAGGAAAAGAGGAAAGGAAGGGGAAAAAGUUAGGAAAUAUGAUGUUUUUGGACACAGAGAGAGAGAGAGAGAGAGAGAGAGAGAGAGAGAGAGAGAGAGAGAGAGAGAGAGAGAAAA
Portunus trituberculatus (swimming crab) is the source of this 3083-nucleotide messenger RNA. Its product is annotated as NF-kappa-B inhibitor cactus-like. Gene Ontology annotation, molecular function: protein binding. The record is from RefSeq and is a predicted model, not a curated record. The transcript is spliced from 7 exons. Bases 242 to 1555 code for a protein of 437 amino acids. NCBI's taxonomy places the organism in Eukaryota, Metazoa, Arthropoda, Malacostraca, Decapoda, Portunidae.